UUAUAAGUGCUGCCCUCCCAGUGCCGGGAUGCGGACGUGGGUUCUUCCUCUGCAUCACAACGGGGUUGUGCUGCCUGCGAAGGUCCCAAAGCCGCUGGGCCCCCGACGCCGCGCUCGCAGGGGAUGUGCCAUGGCAUAGCAUGACUGCUCUUCCCUUCACAUGCCAUGCCCUUCCGCAACAGCUCUGACCUCAGCCCAUCCUCCUUCAUCUUGGCCAGCAUCCCGGGGCUGGAGGCUGCCCAUUUCUGGAUGUCCAUCCUCCUGUGCUCCAUGUACAUCCUGGCGGUCACUGGGAAUUGCGUAGUCAUGCUCAUUGUGAAGAUGGAGCCCGGCCUGCACGCGCCCAUGUACUUCUUCCUCUGCAUGCUGGCUGCCAUCGACCUGGCCUUGUCCACUUCCACAGUGCCACGCAUCCUCUCCUUCUACUGGUUCGACAGCAGGGAGAUCAGCUUCGGUGCUUGCCUUGUCCAGAUGUUCCUCAUCCACACCCUCUCGGCCGUCGAGUCCACUGUGCUGCUGGCCAUGGCUGUGGACCGGUACGUGGCCAUCUGCCACCCGCUGAGGCACGCUGCCAUCCUCACCAACGCCACGACAGCCAAGAUAGGGCUCGUGGCCAUGGCCCGGGGGGUCCUCUUCUUCCUGCCGCUGCCUUUGCUGCUCCUGCCCCUGCCGUUCUGCAGCUCUCGGAUGCUGUCGCACUCCUUCUGCCUGCACCAGGACGUGAUGAACCUGGCCUGUGCCAACACCACCCCCAACGUGGUGUACGGCCUCACCGCCAUCCUGCUGGUCAUGGGGCUGGACGCCGUCCUCAUCUGCCUCUCCUACGUCCUCAUCCUCAAGGCUGUCUUGCGGCUGGCAUCAUGGAAGGAGAGGGUGAAGGUGUUCGGCACCUGCGUUGCCCACAUCUGCGUGGUCCUGGCCUUCUACGUGCCCCUCAUUGGGCUGUCCGUGGUGCACAGGUUUGGGAAGGACCUGGCUCCACUCGUCCACAUCAUCAUGGGGAACGUCUACAUCCUGGUGCCUGCUGUGCUCAACCCCAUCAUCUAUGGGGUGAGGACCAAACAGAUACGGAGGAGGAUCCUGAGUUUAGUUCAUAUCUAUGACAGAACUGCCCAGUGACCUGUGCCCUGCUGCUGCCUCCUGCACCCUCAUACUAGACAGUCUUGUUUUACACUUGGAGUCCUUUGUGCAGGACUGUUCAUUGUAUGGCACAUAGCACAUGGUAGGAGACUGAGGUGCUGCCACAAAGCAAAAAGCAAAUAGCAAUUGUAAACUCCUGCCGAGAGUCUUUACACUCACCAAGCUUGGAGACAAUCAUGGAAUAGUUUGUGUUGGAAGGGAUGUUAGAGCUCAUCCAGCUCCAACCCCCUGCCACGGGCAGGGACACCUUCCAACUAAACCAGGUUGCUCCAAGCCCUGUCCAACUUGGCAUUGAACUGCCAGGGAUGGACUCUACCACAAUGACCUAAACCCAACCCUGAUCCAGCAGGUAACACAAUGGGAAGGAUAAGGGGCUCAGCAAACUAAUAAGGAUGUCUUGACUUUUUGCUUCUUUGUUCCUGUAUCACCCAUAAUAGUGGCAGAACUGAGUGAAUGUUACAGUGGGGUUUGACUGGCUUUUGAGCGAUAAUUCAUGGUUUCCACUUGUGUCCCAUUCACUUUAUGGAGGAGCUGAUAGAGAAGGAGGAAAGAGGAAAAUAAAAGUUAUAGAACAUAUAAAUCAGCACUGAUGACACCAUGCACAUGGAAGUGUGCUUGAAGGUCUAAGAUUUGAAGUGAUUUAGUGUUAGGCCAGCUUGUGCAGGUUUUUAUCCAGUUGGGUUCUAAAAGCCUUCAAGGAUGGAAGCAGCACAACCCCUCUGGGCAUCCUUCCUUUGCAUUGCAAGUGCUUCUGCUGCCCCUGUACUUGCUGCAGUAAUAAAAGCAAGUUCAGCUGCGAGCAAUAACUAAACUUUUCAAGAAAAAGAGGGAAAUACGUGGCAUGAACAACAAGUUGCAUCAGGGAGGACAGGAGGUCUUCCUAAGGGCUUCACUCAGGGGUUCUCGCACCUUGCCCAUAACUUCUAGGUGAGCUAGAAGAGGUGUCUUACCAAAGGUAGGC
Pezoporus occidentalis (night parrot) is the source of this 2101-nucleotide messenger RNA. Its product is annotated as olfactory receptor 51E2-like. The coding region runs from base 166 to 1119 and encodes 317 amino acids. Gene Ontology annotation, cellular component: plasma membrane. Gene Ontology annotation, biological process: G protein-coupled receptor signaling pathway. The record is from RefSeq and is a predicted model, not a curated record. The transcript is spliced from 2 exons. Lineage: Eukaryota; Metazoa; Chordata; Aves; Psittaciformes; Psittacidae. Gene Ontology annotation, molecular function: olfactory receptor activity; G protein-coupled receptor activity.